Messenger RNA from Coccidioides immitis RS, 2759 nucleotides. Its product is annotated as MOSC domain-containing protein. NCBI's taxonomy places the organism in Eukaryota, Fungi, Ascomycota, Eurotiomycetes, Onygenales, Onygenaceae. Bases 515 to 1900 code for a protein of 461 amino acids. The transcript has 2 exons. The record is from RefSeq and is a predicted model, not a curated record. Gene Ontology annotation, molecular function: molybdenum ion binding; catalytic activity; pyridoxal phosphate binding.
GUGACGAGCACAUUACGGAGUACAUAUAUUAUUAAUCACGAUGGCGAGCUUUUUGAGAGAAACUCCGGCUUCGGUUGGCCUUGAAAGUUCGUUCCAUUGGGUUGCACCGCUGUCGAAUUCGGCGACAUCGACUACUUAAUACGAGUCGGCCCCGGGGUUGGCAAAAACUAUUCACGGUCAAGGCCCUCCCUUCUCCAACGAAUUCUGGGAACCAUGACUCCUCGAGAGACUAACACAUACAGAUACUCAUUCACCUUUCUCACGUUCUGUCCCUCUGAGCCACUGAAAUCACGCUUUUGCACAAAGCAAAGCUAACAAAGCAAGCCGCGCCAAAGUGUCUUACGGAGAAACUCUGGCCGGGGCUCUCCAAGGGUCACUUGCUGUUGAAAGUGCCAGCAAAGCCCUUGAAACCUCUCAAAGGAUUCCUGCCUCAAGAUUAACAUAUAGCUCUCUAGUUUAGAUCUCGCCUUUUCUUUUCUUUUUUUUUUUUUCUCCCGGGCCUCCAACAAUCGAUAUGCUACGGUUGACGGGGGUUAUACCUCGCUUCGGCCUCACCGUUUCCGUUUCCCUCCCCAUCGUUUACUUUAUCUGCGUCGCACCCCUCGCUUUCCUUCUUUACAUCGAACUCACCGAUCGCCGGUCUCGAUCUCGACAGCCGAGAGGAUGCCGGAAACUAGGACUGAAAUCCUGUUCCAACUUAGCCGAUGAACAUUCCUACAACACGCGGGGGGUACAUAAACGCUCCAAGGAUGAUGCGGGGAAGAAGAUCAGAGUCAAGGCUCUCAUCGUUUAUCCUAUUAAGAGCUGCGCCGGGGUGGAGUUCAACUUCAUUGAUGGCACCGACACGGGCUUGAUGUACGAUCGCCAGUUCGCCUUCGCGGAGUACGUUGAGACCCGGAACGCCGAAGGAGAGCCAAAGACGAAUGGGUCAGCUGAAAAGAAUGCCACCACCGGCCGUUGGGACUGCCGCACCCUUCGCGACGGCAAAUUCAGCAGAAUGGCCCUUGUCCGACCGGAGAUCUGGAUUCCAGAUCCUUCAUUGCCGUCGUACUCUCCCAAGGCUCCUGCGGUCCGUUCGAAGGGUGUCCUGGUGAUCAACUACCCCAGAAUCGCGACGAGUUUCUUGACCAAACUUGGCAUGAAGCUCAAUCUCUGCUCGCGAGAGGAAUCGUUUCAAGUACCACUCUACCCGCCGGAUGGCGAGUACCCUUCCAUUCCAUUCCGCAUAUUCAGAGACACACCCAACGCCUACAAUUAUGGCGACCACAUCCCUUCUUCCCUGGCUACCUUCCUCGGAAGCACCAAGCCACUCUCGCUAUUUCGCGUUGAUCCGGAUCACUACCGCCCCGUGCGCGGGAACGCGCCACCCGCAGCGGACCUCGGAUUCGAGCCAACGAUGGGUUUUCCGGAUGAGUACCCGGUUCAAAUGCAAAACCUAGCCAGUAUCAGGAACAUCGCGGAACAGGUUCAGUACGCAAUUCCCAAGUUUUCUGUCCGCAGGUUCCGGCCGAAUAUCGUGCUUGAAGGAUUAGAAGCGUACGAUGAGGAUGACUGGAAGCGCAUUCGCAUCGUGCAGGGUCCGCGGAGCAGGAAAGCGCCUCCUUCAUCUGCCGAAGGCGAUCAAGACGAUGAACACAAAGACGAAGGAAAAGGUGUUGAUGUCAUAGUUGCGUGUCGCACCGUGAGAUGUCGGCUCCCGAAUGUUGACCCAGACACGGGCGAGAGACAUCAGGUCGAGCCGGAUAAGACGCUGAGGUCGAUGAGGAACAUCGACGCGGGGGCGGGGAAGAGUGGGUGUUUGGGAAUGAUGCUUGUGCCUGUUGCUCGAAAAUUCACUCUCCAUGUCGGUGAUGAGAUCGAGGUCCGAGAGAGAGGAGAGCAUUUCUACGUCAAAGGUUGAAAUGGGCCUGAUCUAUUUUUCUUCGAGGUCAACCGGCAAAAGGGCGUUCUCAUUUGCCGGCAUUAUAUUAUUGUUACAUGCCGGGGCAUUUACGUAUUUAUUCCAGACGGCACUGUAGAGGCACGUUUUGCAUGAGUUUGUGCCAUUUUAACGACGCAUCUCCAGCGCUCUACGGUUUCUUUGCACAGUACACGCUGCACAUACGUACGGUUUUCAACAAUAUUACCCUCAACCAAGUACUGUACAUAAGGCACUUCAAAGGGUACCCUCAAGAGAACAGGAUCGUACUUUAUGUCUCAGACGAAUCAUGAUUUUUUUAGGAGGAAUUUGACCAGUCAAAGACACUGCCGGUACAUUUUGACUUGAUCGACAGCCCUCGUUAUCACCAUUCCAUGUCACUUCUCUCUCUUUUUUGGACGUAUGCAUAUGAAAGCAUGCCUAUCGCUGGACAACAGGGUGCCGAUUUCAGGCGACGUUUUAGUUCCAGCCAGGUAGUAUCGAUCGCUGGGUCAGUAGGUUUCCCCGUAAAAUACGCCUGGCUGAUAGUUAAUUCUUCGAAAACGGUCGGGGAAAUACUGCGAUACGCCUUGCCUGAUUGUUCCGGGGGGGUUAGGUUAUCAGUGGUUAUCAGCGAUAGCAGAAAAAGAAAAGAAAAACAGAAAAAUUCCCUGGAUUGGCGAGCUGAACCUGGUCACAUAACAUCAGCAAAGCGAGGCAGAUUCGCGAAAAGUUGGUUCCCGCUGCAGUGAUAUGAAAGGCCAGAUAAAGAUUUCGCCAAGCUCUCCUCGAGUUCUGCAGGGUUGUACGGAGUACGGAGUAGACUAACUGGUUAACUAAAUCCCCGGAUAUUCAAUUCGAA